GUUCACAAACGAUCAUCCUUGUGAGCUGGGCAAGUUUUCACAAGCGGACGGCAGGACUAGAAAACACCAUCAUGAGACUCUCAUCAUCGUCAUCAGCGUGGACUACAUUGCUUCUCUUCUUUGUCAUUCAAGGAUCAUCAAGAGCUUGCACAGUGAAGAAACUGGGCAGCAACACAGGCAGAUUCGCCAACGCCACUUUGGUGCGCCUCUCGGAGUUUUUGAGUGCGGGCUACAAGAAGGGAGUACGACCGGUGAAGGACUGGCGAACAUCCACCCUUGUGGCCAUUGACCUCAUGGUUUACUCCAUCCUCAGUGUGGAUGAGAAGAACCAGGUUUUGACAACAUAUGUCUGGUACAGACAGUCGUGGACAGAUGAGUUCCUGGUCUGGAAUCCAGAGGACUUUGAUGAGGUCAAACAAGUUUCACUUCCGACCGCCAAUGUGUGGGUGCCCGACAUUCUCAUCAAUGAAUUCGUCGACGUGGGGAAGUCUCCUGACAUCCCGUACGUCUAUGUGACACACAACGGCUUGGUGCGCAACUACAAACCCAUCCAGGUGGUCACCGCCUGCACACUCAACAUCUACAACUUCCCCUUUGACGUCCAGAAAUGCAGCUUAACCUUCCAGAGCUGGCUCCAUACAAUUGAUGACAUCAACAUCACGUUGAUGCGAAGCCCCGAGGAGCUGAAGGAGGACAAGAGCGUCUUCAUGAACCAAGGAGAGUGGGAGCUGCUGCACAUUUUGUCCAACUAUAAAAUCUUCAGUGUGGACAAUGAUGACUACUAUGCCGAGAUGAAGUUCCACGUGGUGAUCCGCCGGCGGCCAUUAUUCUACACAGUCAACCUGUUGCUGCCCAGUAUCUUUCUGAUGGUGAUGGACAUUGUGGGCUUCUAUCUUCCACCUGACAGUGGUGAGAGGGUUUCCUUCAAGAUCACUUUGCUACUGGGAUACUCCGUUUUCCUCAUCAUAGUAUCCGACACUCUGCCCGCGACCGCCAUUGGAACCCCGCUGAUAGGUAGGUGCAGUAAUGUGGCCAUGUUGUUUUAUCCUACUUUUUUGACCUGUUCUUGUCUUGUCUGUGCCAAAGGUGUCUAUUUCGUGGUUUGCAUGGCCCUCUUGGUGAUCAGUCUGACGGAAACAGUGCUGAUUGUGCGUCUGGUCCACAAGCAGGACCUGCAGCCUCCAGUUCCUCACUGGCUGAAAUACCUGCUUCUGGAGCGCGCUCCAGCCCUCUUCUGCAUCCACAAGAAACACCAGCUGUGCUCUAGGUUGUCCUCCCAGGCCUCUGACCUGGAUCACUACAAAGACAGCAACUAUGGGACUGCCCAGUGUACACUCCAUCACACCUGCGAGAUCGGCCGGCAGCACGACAGAGAAGUGGGCCUGUUGGGUCGGGGCCUGCUCCCCUCCAGAGGUCCAUCCCCGCCCAUCAUGAACAACAUCCUGCAAGAGGUGACGGCGAUACGCAACUUCUUGGAGAAGCGGGACAAUUGCCGGGAGGUGGCUAAGGAGUGGCUGCAGGUGGGCUACGUUCUGGACGUGCUGCUCUUCAGGGUCUACCUGGUGGCCGUGGUGGCAUACAGCAUCACGCUGGGCACGUUGUGGUCGGUGUGGCAGGUCUCCUGA
This is a messenger RNA of Doryrhamphus excisus (bluestripe pipefish), 1625 nucleotides long. NCBI's taxonomy places the organism in Eukaryota, Metazoa, Chordata, Actinopteri, Syngnathiformes, Syngnathidae. The record is from RefSeq and is a predicted model, not a curated record.